Messenger RNA from Rhopalosiphum padi (bird cherry-oat aphid), 1231 nucleotides. RefSeq lists its product as uncharacterized. The transcript has a single exon. NCBI's taxonomy places the organism in Eukaryota, Metazoa, Arthropoda, Insecta, Hemiptera, Aphididae. Bases 255 to 644 code for a protein of 129 amino acids. The record is from RefSeq and is a predicted model, not a curated record.
UACGGAUUUAAAUUGUAGUGUCAGUCCAUCAGCCAUUGUCGCACUUACAAACUAUAAUUACAUCAAUAUCGUUCGUUUUAUGUACUGUGCGCUGAUAUCUAUGUCUCGUGAUAAUAAAAUAUAAUAUUAUAUCCACCGAAUAAACUCCGAGUGACUCAUUGCCGCACACAGCGCUGAUCUACCGCGGAACACGUCGCACAUAUCGAAAUAAUAUUAUAAAGACCAUAAUUUAAUAUACACAACCGAAAAACAUUAUGUCUUACGCUUUCGUCUCUGUGUUCGCUAUUACGGUACUGUUGAAUGUCUUCUACUUCGAUCCCACCGAAUCACUGGAAAACAUCGAUGUCUACAGCUCGUGUAAAGAUUGCAUAAAUUCUGUAUGCCACAAGACCGGUCAUAAUUGUGCUCCCACCCGAGAUGGUAGAUUCUUAUGUUUUCAGUGUGGUAAAAAAACUCUUGACCAAGACAAACAGUUCUACUCUGAAAAUUCCUGCAGGAAAGGGUGCGAGGACCCGUCAAAGUGUACUUGUGACGGUCCGUGUUGGGUGUGCGUGUUAAAAGGAGACGCAACUUCGAUGAAUUGUGACAAUCUGGGAUAUGUGUUAGAUAAUAAUUGCCAGGAGGUUCCGUACUAUCCUCAAUGAGGUUAGGUAAAAAAAUAAUUGCAAUGUUAUAAAUAUUUUUUAUAACAUUGCUUAUUUACAACGAUGACUUAAAUAUCAUGUUUUUAAACCUUACAAUACUUUUGCAUACGAUAUUAACCGCUUCAAUGACAUUUUGUCAACCGUUUACCAAAAAUUUGUUUUGUGAUAAAAAAAAUACAUAUAUUAUAUUAUUAUUGUUAUUAAAUUAUUUUUUAUAAUUAAUUUACAGUAUUAUUGUUAUAUUAUGGAAUUAGUGAAGUCCAUAAAUUAUUGUAGUAUUAUAUUUUGUAAUCAAUACAUAUUUUCCAUCAUUUGUAUUAUUGUAUGAAUAUUAAACAUAUUUAUUUUUAUUUUAUCCUUACCGAAAUGCUGAUGCACGCGUUUUUGAAUGUCGAAUGUAGUAAAGAUGUAUCAUGUUGUACAAUCACGAGUUAUAUAAUAAGGUAUCGAAAAAAAGAUUGUAUUCAUUCGAAAACCGAAAUUGAUUAACUAUUGUAAAAUUAUAUUGUGUAACUGGUGUACUUAUACUAUUUUAUUAUGUAUUAUUGCAUGAAUAUUAAAGUAUUACUUUAAGUCAUAUAUUAUAA